CCGCGGGGGGAAGUGGCGCGCCGGCUUCCGGGGUGGGCUCCGCCGGCUGGGAACGGAGCUCCGCGGCAGCGCCAUGGCGUCCGUGGGCACUCUCGCCUUCGACGAGUAUGGGCGUCCUUUCCUCAUCAUCAAGGACCAGGACCGCAAGUCCCGUCUUAUGGGACUCGAGGCCCUCAAGUCUCACAUCAUGGCGGCAAAGGCUGUAGCAAACACAAUGAGGACUUCUCUCGGACCAAACGGGCUUGAUAAAAUGAUGGUGGAUAAGGAUGGCGACGUGACUGUGACCAACGACGGCGCCACCAUUCUAAGCAUGAUGGACGUCGAUCAUCAGAUUGCCAAGCUGAUGGUCGAACUGUCCAAGUCACAGGAUGACGAAAUUGGAGAUGGAACCACAGGAGUCGUUGUGCUGGCCGGCGCCCUCCUGGAGGAAGCCGAGCAGCUGCUGGACCGCGGCAUCCACCCCAUCCGCAUCGCCGACGGCUACGAGCAGGCUGCCCGCAUCGCCAUCGAGCACCUGGACAAGAUCAGCGACAGCGUCUACGUCGACGUGACGGACAUCGAACCCCUGAUUCAGACUGCCAAGACCACGCUGGGCUCCAAAGUGGUUAACAGCUGUCACCGGCAAAUGGCCGAGAUCGCCGUGAACGCGGUCCUCACGGUCGCCGACAUGCAGCGGCGAGAUGUCGACUUCGAGCUCAUCAAGGUGGAAGGCAAAGUGGGCGGGAGGUUGGAGGACACGAAGCUCAUUAAGGGCGUGAUCGUGGACAAGGACUUCAGUCACCCGCAGAUGCCGAAACAAGUGGAAAACGCAAAGAUUGCCAUUCUCACGUGCCCGUUUGAGCCACCGAAACCAAAGACAAAGCAUAAGCUAGACGUGACUUCUGUAGAAGAUUAUAAAGCCCUUCAGAAAUACGAAAAGGAGAAAUUCGAAGAGAUGGUUCAGCAGAUUAAAGAAACUGGCGCCAACCUUGCUAUUUGCCAGUGGGGCUUUGAUGACGAAGCAAAUCAUUUACUUCUUCAGAAUAACUUGCCUGCGGUUCGUUGGGUGGGAGGACCUGAAAUCGAGUUGAUCGCCAUUGCGACUGGGGGGCGCAUUGUCCCACGGUUCUCAGAGCUGACCGCUGAGAAACUGGGCUUUGCUGGGCUUGUGAAAGAGAUCUCAUUUGGGACGACCAAGGACAAGAUGCUGGUCAUCGAGCAGUGCAAGAACUCCAGGGCUGUGACCAUUUUCAUCCGAGGAGGAAAUAAGAUGAUCAUCGAGGAGGCAAAACGAUCCCUUCAUGACGCGCUGUGCGUCAUCCGGAACCUCAUCCGGGACAACCGCGUGGUGUACGGCGGAGGCGCUGCGGAGAUCGCCUGCGCGCUGGCCGUGAGCCAAGCAGCAGACAAGUGCCCCACCCUGGAGCAGUACGCCAUGCGCGCCUUCGCCGACGCUCUGGAGGUCAUCCCCAUGGCCCUCUCGGAAAACAGUGGCAUGAACCCCAUCCAGACCAUGACCGAAGUCCGAGCCAGACAAGUGAAGGAGGCGAACCCUGCUCUUGGGAUUGACUGUUUGCACAAGGGCACAAACGAUAUGAAGCAACAACACGUCAUAGAAACCUUGAUCGGCAAAAAGCAGCAGAUCUCUCUCGCCACUCAGAUGGUUAGGAUGAUUUUGAAGAUUGACGACAUCCGUAAGCCUGGAGAAUCUGAAGAAUAAAGAAGAAUCUAGAGUAAUUGUAGUAAGACCUGCUGCUGUGAUUGGAUGGUGUCCCGUGCUACAUCUACAGUUAUUUAUUGUUCCAUCCUCCAUUAGCCGCUUGAGAUGCUGUAAUAAAAAGCUGUUUGGUAACUGGCUUCAAAGUCCUCUGAUUGUGGGGGUG
Talpa occidentalis (Iberian mole) is the source of this 1862-nucleotide messenger RNA. RefSeq names its product chaperonin containing TCP1 subunit 5 (gene CCT5). Bases 74 to 1699 code for a protein of 541 amino acids. The transcript is spliced from 11 exons. Gene Ontology annotation, cellular component: chaperonin-containing T-complex. Gene Ontology annotation, biological process: protein folding. The record is from RefSeq and is a predicted model, not a curated record. NCBI's taxonomy places the organism in Eukaryota, Metazoa, Chordata, Mammalia, Eulipotyphla, Talpidae. Gene Ontology annotation, molecular function: ATP-dependent protein folding chaperone; ATP hydrolysis activity; ATP binding.